AUGUCAUUUUACAAAAAAGUAACUAAGGGUUUAGUCACACCUUUACAAGGACCAAUAAACCUUUUCAGCGGUUCACCCAAUGUCAGUGGCGACGAAGGAACAAAUACAGAUAAUGAGAAUCCUGAUCAUAAAACAACUUAUCGUUCCUUAUCAGGACGAGUGAACCAUGAUGAUGAUGACGAAGAUGUUGCCAAAUUAGAAGAUAUAGUUGGGUUUUUCACGGGGUUAUUGGAUACUACGACACUUUGUGCUGGAUUAGGAAGUUUGAACAACUUGAAAAAGCAUUACUUGGAUGAAUUUAUCAAGAAAAGUGCGUUGAAUCCAUUGAGACCACAAAAUUAUGGACCAGAAACGAACAGUAAACUCAACAAUAAUUCCAUUGAAGAAUUACUAAAUAAUGGUGACGCGAGUUUGGAAAAAGUCCGAAAAAUGAGUUUAUAUGAUUUUGAUGAACAUACCUCAGAUUCAGAAGAGGAAGAUUCAGCUGAUGAGGAAGAGGAACUGAUAGCAGAAAAUUUGAAACCAGGAAAAAGCGAAAAAGUCAAGAAUCACGUUAAGGGCUCGGGAAAUACGACUGCUGCUGCCACCUUAGUCGCUACUGGUAUAACGCCAACGACAACAACAACAACAACAGCUACCCCAACUCCAACACCAACAAGCUCAGUCGAGACAGCACUAACAGAUGUAACAGAACCAAUAGGUAAAGUCAUCACAGAGAUUCCCGAAGAGCAACUACAGGGCCUCAAUCCAUUACAAAAAUCUGUUGUGAAAAAUUUGGAUCCUCAUCACAUAAGAGAAGGAGUGUUAAUCAAAGUUAAAAAUUCAGAGACUCCUCUAAAGAAUAAUCGCCAGGAACUACUAGAAAAGAUUCAGUUACGAUUAAAAAUUGCUGAUAAAUUGCAAAGAGUUUUCAAUUUAAGUGAUGACGAUACGUUUUACGGAAAUUUCAGUGCUUGGCUUAUAAAAGACGUAUUGCUACAAGGACACGUGUAUCUUACAAAAGAUGCGCUACUUUAUUUUGCAUUCUUACCCAAAAGGUUCAGUCUUGAGAAUUCAUCAGAAGUGUUAGACGAGGAUAAUUCUUCAAGUAUUGUUUACUCAGGAAACUUGGGACUCAAAAGUGCAAAGUAUGGCGAGGUUGUUCUCAAUACUGUUCUCCAACACAGAUAUUGGGCUGUUCUAAGAGCUGAAACUUUGAGUAUUUAUUCAUCAUCGACUAAUUUGUAUUUCCCUGUGUUGGUAAUUGAUAUUAAGAAGUGCUUAUACGCCGAAGUUAUUGAUAAAGAAAAAUUUAACCGAGAGGCAAUUUCACCAGUGAACCGUGGUACAUAUAGUCCUAAUGGUGGAUUAUCAGGUACUGCAACUCCAAGAACAUCAACAUUGGAAAAUACGGCUUCAGAACUUAAUAGCAUGCUUUCUGGCGACUCAUACAGUCCAACCGAAGACAACGUCGAAACAACAGCAACGACUGUGUGGUUUAAAUUGGUUACGAAAAAGAAAACCUACAAAUUUAGUUGCGAUAGCUCAUUUUCAGCCAGACAAUGGUGUAACAACAUCACCAAAUUGAUUUUCCAGCACAACAAUGCCAAUUCCAACGGUGAAGUUUUAAUUAAAAUCCCAAUUUCCAAAAUAAUUGAGUAUAACAAAAGAGCAUUGUUUAGCGAGGAAGAAGAAGAAGAGAAGAAUUUGGACGCAGCAAUGAACGAUAUACCGUUAAAUGUAACAAUAAAAUACUUGGGUGAUAACGAAAACGAACGAAAGAGAGAUAAAUUGAAAAGAAAAUACAAAGGCGAAGAGUCUACAACUGAGGAAGUUCACUUUUUAUUUCCCAAAAGUGGUAUUGAGUUUUUUGAAACGUUUGAUAACUUGAUGAAUCCUGUUGUCCUGGACAAUGACAACCAAUCAUCAAGGUCAUCUAUCACGAGUACCAAUUUUUCCGAAAAGGCGAUAUCCACUUUGAGUAAAUCACCGAACCAUUUGGUGCAGACAGUGCUUGACUUUAACAAGCCCGUCGAUGACGAUAUUUCACCUUUUAAGAAGUUGGGGACUACAAUAACAUCACCAACAAGAAUUUUUAAGGCUACUAUCACAUCACCAGAAAUGACUAGCAUUGAUGCAACUAGCUUGAGAGAGAGCUUUGAUGGUGACCGUCUUCACCUCCCCAGAGAGAUGUCCGAGAGAGCAUUGAAGAAUUUGGAGGUUUCAUUUGUAACUAGUCUCAAGAAAUUGGAAGAUGCGUCAAAGAGGUACGAGAAACCACAUAUGGACUAUAACCAGACAAAUCUGGCUUCGAUAUUAUCUGAUCCGUCAGAAGUGAAAAAACAAUCGAAAACAGCUAUACUGAAGAGUAUCAAGGCUUUAUAUAGUGUUGGGACACAUUGGUCAGCAACCCCGAAUCAUUACUUUGAACUAGGCAAGUAUUAUGUUAGCAAAGUGCAGGAUAGAGACUCGUCUCAAAGAAACUUUCAAUCUCAUUUUUCUACAAAUUCGAAAUUGCUUGCAUCCUAUUAUGGCCAUUUAUUGAGAACAGUUCCAGUAUAUGGUAAAAUAUAUGUAUCUGACACUGAUGUCUGUUUCAGAAGUUUAUUGCCUGGAGUAUCCACGAAGAUGGUGUUACCAAUGACUGAUAUUGAAGAGGUAAGAGCUUCACGGGGUUCGAGAUUGACGUAUCAUGGAUUAAGGCUUAUUGCACGAGGAAGCGAAGAGUUGGAUCUUGAAUUUGGCUCUUCCAAAUCGAGAGAUGAUUUCCAAAAAGUUGUUCUUAGUGUUUUGGAAAAAUUGCAUUCGAAGGAAGGGUUUAGACCCGAACCGUAUCAAUGGGGUAGUAAUUUUGAAGUUGAAUUAUACAAGACAAGAAUGGAAUACAGUGAUUCUGAAAAUAGAGAAAUUCAACGAUAUGAUAAUCUGAUUGAUAUCAAAUUUGCAGAAAAGAGAAUUGAAAUGGCGAGAGUGAGAAUGUUUGAAGACAGAUUAAUGGCUGCUUCAGGGUUGGACGUACCCAUUAUAUUGGAGGAUUCUCCUUUUUUCAAAACAGAAUUGCGACCAUCUACUUCUUAUAAUGUCACGUUAUUAACUAUUGGAUCAAGAGGUGAUGUCCAACCAUAUAUUGCAUUGGGUAUAGGAUUAGUGAAAGAAGGUCAUAAUGUCACCAUUGCCACUCAUGCAGAAUUUGGUGACUGGAUAAAAACUUUUGGGUUGGGGUUCAAAGAGAUUGCUGGGGAUCCAGCCGAGUUGAUGUCUUUUAUGGUAACCCAUAACUCUAUGUCCGUGGGGUUUUUGAAAAAUGCCCAACAAAAGUUUAGGUCUUGGAUCUCAAAGUUGUUGACUACAAGUUGGGAAGCCUGUCAAGGUUCUGAUAUUUUGAUUGAAAGUCCUUCUGCUAUGAGUGGGAUUCAUAUUGCUGAAGCAUUAGGGAUACCAUAUUUCAGAGCUUUUACCAUGCCCUGGACACGAACUAGAGCUUAUCCACAUGCAUUCUUUGUACCAGAUCAAAAGAAAGGAGGCUCAUACAAUUACUUAACUCACGUUUUAUUUGAGAAUAUAUUUUGGAAAGGUAUUUCUGGACAGGUUAAUAAAUGGAGAGUUGAGGAAUUAGAUUUACCGAAGACCAACUUAUACAGGUUGCAACAGACAAAAGUUCCCUUUUUGUAUAACGUCUCACCCGCCAUAUUACCCCCCUCUGUCGAUUUCCCAGAUUGGAUUAAAGUAACAGGAUAUUGGUUUCUAGAUGAAGGUUCUGGAGAUUACAAACCACCCGAAGAACUUGUCCAAUUUAUGAAAAAAGCAUCACGAGACAAAAAGAAGAUUGUUUACAUCGGAUUUGGUUCUAUUGUAGUGAAAGAUGCAAAAUCUUUAACCAAGGCUGUGGUGUCUGCCGUGAGGAGAGCCGAUGUUCGUUGUAUUUUGAAUAAGGGUUGGUCCGACAGGUUGGACCAUAAAGAUAAAAACGAAGUUGAAGUUAGCUUGCCACCGGAAAUCUACAAUUCUGGAACUAUACCCCAUGAUUGGUUGUUUCCACGUAUUGAUGCUGCUGUCCAUCAUGGAGGCUCCGGGACGACCGGUGCUACCAUGAGAGCCGGGAUACCAACCAUUAUUAAACCAUUCUUUGGAGAUCAGUUUUUCUAUGCGACGAGAAUCGAAGAUUUGGGUGCUGGUAUUGCAUUAAAAAAAUUGACAGCCAGAACUUUGGCAGAUGCUCUUAUAAAGGCUACACACGAUUUGAAAAUCAUAGAUAAAGCAAAGAGAGUUAGUCAACAAAUAAAACACGAACAUGGAGUGCUUUCCGCAAUAGAAUCAAUUUAUUCAGAAUUAGAGUACUCGAGAAAUUUGAUAUUGAUCAAAGAUAUUCAUAAUCAGAAUUACAAACGUCAUCAUCCAGUACCUUCGGGUGUUCAAACUCCUGCUUAUGACACUGACAGCGAUGAUUAUGUUGAAGAAGAUGAUGAUUUCGAUGAAGACGAUGAUUCUGAUGAAGAGGAAGGAGAUAAAGAGAAUUUGCAGGAUGAUUAUGUUGGAAAUAGGGUCAAUCUCAGCCCCAAGGAAACGUUGUCCAACUAG
Candida dubliniensis CD36 is the source of this 4557-nucleotide messenger RNA. RefSeq names its product Ugt51c1p (gene UGT51C1). The record is from RefSeq and is a predicted model, not a curated record. The transcript has a single exon. Bases 1 to 4557 code for a protein of 1518 amino acids. NCBI's taxonomy places the organism in Eukaryota, Fungi, Ascomycota, Pichiomycetes, Serinales, Debaryomycetaceae. Gene Ontology annotation, biological process: carbohydrate metabolic process. Gene Ontology annotation, molecular function: hexosyltransferase activity; UDP-glycosyltransferase activity.